CAGUUGCUCUUCUCGCCUACGAUUCUGACCCCAGCACGGCAGGCGAAAGAGAGUGAGAGAGGACAAGACAGACGCAAGGCAGGCUCAGGGCUAUGCCUGUCUGCAUGGGGCUCUGAGUUGAGAAAGCAAAGAGUCCAAAUCUGGAGCAACUGGCAGGGUACACAGCCGAGUCCAAGUUUGGGUCUGCUGGGAUGCAUCAUGAUCCUUGUACCCAUUCGUCAAGCCCAGACAACCAAGGCCUACUCUAUCUUGGGUUGCAGCUUUGGUGGAUUUACCCUUGUCGGGGGGGGAUUCGUAGUGAUCGAGUCAACUUUGACCGGGGUCGACCACGGCCGAGGGACUGCCAGGCAGCUGGAGACUCGGAGAGCCGGGGGUAGCAUCGACGAAGAAGAAAGAGUACCUGCAUGA
Molecule: messenger RNA, 408 nt
Organism: Colletotrichum orchidophilum
Lineage: Eukaryota; Fungi; Ascomycota; Sordariomycetes; Glomerellales; Glomerellaceae
Exons: 1
Source: RefSeq, a predicted model, not a curated record